Torulaspora globosa is the source of this 222-nucleotide messenger RNA. It is a transcript of the gene MRA1, whose product is annotated as Mra1p. Bases 1 to 222 code for a protein of 73 amino acids. The transcript is spliced from 2 exons. Lineage: Eukaryota; Fungi; Ascomycota; Saccharomycetes; Saccharomycetales; Saccharomycetaceae. The record is from RefSeq and is a predicted model, not a curated record.
AUGAGACCAGCGCAACUACUAUUAAACCAAGCUAAAAAAGGUUCCGGCAUUGGUAUUCCAGUGGAACUAACACCUCUGUUCAUUGCCAUGGGUCUAGCUCUGGCAUCGGGUACUUAUUUCACUUACAAAAAGUUCCGUCACGAUGAUUCUCUAAGAGUUACCAAGAACCCAGAAAUGUCAAACUUGAAGAAGGUAUUGGCUGAAUCUGAGAACAAGGAAUGA